AGAGGGCCAGGGCCAGGUCUGAAGUAGCAUCUGCUGCAGUGCAACCAUGGAGGAGGUUCUAGAGCCAUUCUUCAUUUUUGUAGGGCUGCUGGUGUGCCUGGUCUGCCUGGUGAAGUGUCUGAGAUUCUCCAGAUGUGUUUUACUGAACUUCUGGAAGGUUAGACCAACACCUUUCUUGCGAUCAAUGGGCCAGUGGGCAGUGAUCACUGGAGCAGGAGAUGGAAUUGGGAAAGCAUACUCAUUCGAGCUGGCUAAACACGGCGUCAAUGUUGUGCUUAUCAGCCGGACUCUAGAAAAACUACAGGCCAUUGCCACAGAGAUUGAGUGUACUACAGGGAGCAGUGUGAAGAUUAUACAAGUGGAUUUUACCAAAGAUGGCAUCUAUGAAUAUAUUAAAGACAAACUUAAGGGCUUAGAAAUUGGAAUUUUAGUUAACAAUGUUGGAAUGCUUCCAGACCUUUUCCCGCGCUAUUUCCUUAAUACACCUGAUGAAAUGCAGAGCCUCAUCCAUUGUAACAUCACCUCGGUGGUCAAGAUGACACAGCUAGUUCUGACACAGAUGGAAUCAAGGCGGAGAGGUCUCAUCCUCAACAUUUCCUCUGGGAUAGCCCUCUUUCCUUGGCCACUGUACACCUUGUACUCGGCUUCCAAGGCUUUUAUGUGCAUGUUUUCCAAGGCGCUGCAAGUGGAGUAUAAAGAGAAAGGAAUCAUCAUCCAGGUGCUGACCCCAUAUGCUGUUUCGACCGCAAUGACGAAGCAUCUAAAAACCAAUUUGAUAACCAAGACUGCUGAUGAGUUUGUUAAAGAAUCACUGAACUACAUCACGAUUGGAGAUGAAACCUGUGGCUGCCUUGCCCAUGAAAUCUUGGCGUGCUUUCUGAGCCUGAUCCCCUCCUGGGUCUUCUACAGCACUACCUUCCAAAGGCUGCUCCUGACCCGCUACACCGAUUACCUGAAGCAGAACUCCAAGGCCAGGUAGCUGUGUUUCCUGGCCACACGUGGAAUCCAAUGUGGCUUUU
Molecule: messenger RNA, 1019 nt
Organism: Otolemur garnettii (small-eared galago)
Lineage: Eukaryota; Metazoa; Chordata; Mammalia; Primates; Galagidae
Gene: HSD17B3
Product: hydroxysteroid 17-beta dehydrogenase 3
Exons: 11
Coding region: 47-979 (310 amino acids)
Cellular component (GO): endoplasmic reticulum
Molecular function (GO): oxidoreductase activity
Source: RefSeq, a predicted model, not a curated record